Molecule: messenger RNA, 924 nt
Organism: Triplophysa rosa
Lineage: Eukaryota; Metazoa; Chordata; Actinopteri; Cypriniformes; Nemacheilidae
Gene: bik
Product: BCL2 interacting killer
Exons: 6
Coding region: 139-591 (150 amino acids)
Biological process (GO): apoptotic process
Source: RefSeq, a predicted model, not a curated record
GACACCCUGAGCUGCUUCCUGACUAUAAGCCGCAGGUGUGGCUCUAGGUGAUCAGUUUACUGAGUCACAUCCAACGGAGACAGCAAGAUUAAAGGACGCUGCUGGCGGCGUCCAUUUUAAUCUACAAACAAGAACACGAUGGUGGAAGAUACAAGACAGCCGAAAACUGCAGCAUCCCUCCAGGCUGGACCUGUUGAGGUUGACCACAACACUCUUUAUGCAAUCAAUAUGAGAGUUACUCAGCGUAUUGGACGACGGCUGGCUCAGAUAGGGGAUGAAUUGGACAAUAGAUGGCGUGAACAACUGUCCAUCCAACGGCACCAUCUGAAUAUAGGGAUAUACCCUUAUGUCCUAACCAGGAGAGCUUUCUCUGGGAUCCUUGGAAACAUUUGGGGAUCUAAGAUUAAACCAAUGCUGAAAACCUCCUGGCUGAUUCCACAGCUUCAUUCUGGCUGUCAGGAGGCUAGGAAGUGGACGGCACAGUGGGUCUCCAACUUGCACAUUUCCGAUUGGUCCCGCAAGACUGCACUCAUGCUGGCCUCUGCUUUUCUAUUGGUCACUGCGUCUAUCUUUCUGGCAACUUGGAAUUAAUAUUAUGGCUGAAUGACAUUGGGUGGGUGGGUCAGCUGGAUAUGGGCAAAAAGCUGGUCUUUGGCCUCACAGUGGUCAUAUAUAAGCAAAUUUCUUUGAAGGCACUGCUUUUCUUUCUCUCUUAUAAUGAUUUUGACUAUUGAAGUGCUGGUUCACACACAUAUAUGUUCCUAUAUGUGCAGUUCUUGGCAAGAUUGUUUUUGUGUUCUGUUGCUGGACAAUUGGGCUAAUGAAUUGUUACCUCUUCCUCUAAAAGCAUUUCUAUAUUAGUAAAGGAAGCUGGACUUUCCAAACCAGAAAUUUUGCGCAAUAAAAAUUUCAAAAUAAAAGCUG